This is a messenger RNA of Verruconis gallopava, 2374 nucleotides long. RefSeq lists its product as uncharacterized. Bases 65 to 2131 code for a protein of 688 amino acids. NCBI's taxonomy places the organism in Eukaryota, Fungi, Ascomycota, Dothideomycetes, Venturiales, Sympoventuriaceae. The transcript is spliced from 2 exons. The record is from RefSeq and is a predicted model, not a curated record.
AUCAAAAUGGGGUUUGACUAGAAUUUCGUGAUAUCUUCCAACACCUACGGCUGUGACUUGAGUGAUGUUCGACUUCGUAGGUUCUAAUCGAAACAUGUCCAAGCGCGACAUUUUCAACGAUGAUGAAGUCCGUCAAUUAGUUCUUGAUCUGCCACCCCAGCAUGAAGGAAGCACCGACAAUACUCUGAUUCCAUUAUCUUCGGGAACUGGUUUCACUACGAGAGACGCGCUUGCUAGAGCAUUUUCGCGUCUUAUCCAGGGCAAGUAUGGGAAGAUUCCAAUUGCCGCCAUCGGAAAUCAUCUUGAAGUCAGGCAAGAUGCCUUGCUUGAAACACUGCGAGGAAGAAAGGACUUCAUGCUUUCAAAGUCGAAGGAAGAUAUCAUUACCAGAUGCGAUCAAGAGCGCAUUCUUGAAGACUUAUAUGCAAAAGCUCAAUUGAAGUUCGUGUUAGCAAAAGAGUUUGCAGACCAAAAUGACCUUGACGUCCAAAGCGUGGAGAAACUUGUGAUACUUAGCGAAGAUAUCCACAACGAGUCUCCUCUGCAGUUGCUCGAUGCUCCCAAUCAAUCGAGAGCAAGAUCAUUGGAAGGUGGACAAUCUUACAUUCACGCAUUGAGCACCCUCCUCGAGUUAAGGAGAAGUGUCAUCGAGAAAGCCAUGAAUUCAAACACCGCUGCUCGGAUCGCGGUGUGGAAUACCAAUGAUAUGUACGGGCUGGACACCGCAACGUUCGGGAGACUUGCUCAGAAACUUGCUCAAGAAUUCAACGGCUCGGAACCUUUGUACGGGACUUUCGAAAUCGGCAAGGACGAGGUCCGCUAUAUCACGAAGAGUUAUCUUCUUCGAAAGGCCAAACGGUCCUUAAAGGAGGUCGCAAUCGGAGACGAAGCUUUUUGCGAUCUUGAGCAACUAGUCAAAAAGUAUCCGACUCUGCUCCCUGACAUUGAAGCGGCAAGACAACUGGCAGAAAGAGAGUGUCUACACAAAGACGGAUCCAGGUACAAGUGGCACUUUAUUUCACACUACGUAAUUGGUGAUGUUGGGUUGAAUAACACUGCCAAAAGAUGUCUUGAGACACUUGGGCCUCAGAGAUAUCUUAACACCCAGCCAUUCGUGCAAUCAUUUCCUGCGGAUAUUCGGAAAGACGUCUUGAAUCUCUUACAGAACCGAACCGUCGAACUUUGGCGUUAUUGCGGCGGCGUGGCGCCACUAGUCUUGGGCAUGGACGAGUGGCUUGUUCUGAAAUCCAUUAUCGGCGAUGUUGAAAUCGCUUCGAAAAGGUUGGGCCGCGAGUGUGCGGAUGAGAGCUGGAAGAAAGAAGCAGUGAAGCCAUGUCUAACACAGGAACCGGUCCUGGCAUCUUUCUUGAAGAAACUCGUGGAAGAGUCGGAUCUGCCAAUAGACCUUCUAUCACGAUUGUGGGAUGAUGAAAGAGUCAAGAUCAAGCCCAUAGCUACAAAGAGUUUUGAUGAGCGGAUCACCGAACUGAUUGCCGAGGAGCGAAGCCAACUCGAGUCUUUGUGGAUGUUGCGAGCGUAUCUACCAGCAAAACAGUACGAAAAUGCAUUGAAAGAUCUAGAACCUGGAUCAUUAAGAGAUCAACUACAGGACCUGCUUGCGAUACAUCUGACGCAAGAUCUUGUCCCUGCUACAGUAACUAAAAUUCGAACAAAAUCUUUACUUCAUGAUCAUACAAUUCAAAAAAAUGUAAGCAAACUGGAGUCUGUACUCUCUGCGGAGAAGAGAGAUACACCGAUCAUGAAGAGUUUGGACAAGUUUCACGAGAAGAUGGGCUUCGCUGCCGUGAAAUCUGAGGAUCUUGUUCAGACGCGCCAGCGACAACUGGAAGAUAUGGUACGAGGGAUGAAGGGAGACGAUGACGCGCCCCGCCUCUUCUUGACAAUGAUUAUAGUUAUGCUCGCAACACGAAAAGGAAAAGGAAUCGUAUAUGCCACCGGAAAGUUUGCACCACGUUUGCUAAAGCUUUUAAAGUCGGACCUUUCUGAUGAGCAGUACUCACAUCUUGAGAAGCUCAAACAUCUGAUCAAAUCUGGCAACGUGAACGACGAUGAUCGAGCUGAGAUUAGAAAGUUGACUAUAGAGGCUUUUGAAAGCAUUAGCCAUUUUUAAAGAAAAAGGUGUCCACCCAGAAAUAAAACGCAGUGACUUACUUGUUGAGCUCUGUGCUGAUGUAGGUGGUGGAGUCUGGCCUCGUGGAUCGCAAAGGAGACGGCAGUGAAGACCUUGCGUCGAGAGUAAAUUUAGAUCAGUCACAUCCUCUUUCCCGUGGUGUCUUUCAAAAGCAUGAAGCAUGUUUAUCUAUCUCUAAUCAAAACGUUAGGAUCUAUUCUUAUCGUCAUUUUUCUUAACGAC